Prunus mume (Japanese apricot) is the source of this 2033-nucleotide messenger RNA. The record is from RefSeq and is a predicted model, not a curated record. Lineage: Eukaryota; Viridiplantae; Streptophyta; Magnoliopsida; Rosales; Rosaceae.
AUGAAUGGCGGCAAUAGCAAUCUCAAACUCCUCAAGAAAUCUCUUUGCACCACCACUGUCCAUUUCAAAGAACAACCUCUCAGCCCGCCACUCACUUCCCUACAAUGUGGGAAGAUCUUGCAAUCACUCACCAACACCAAAUCUUUCCCAAAAGGCCAGAAACUCCAUGCCCUCAUGGUCACUUCUGGCAAUCUCCUAAACAAUACAUAUCUAAGUACGAAGCUCGCUGCUUUUUACGCAAACUGCGGCAGGAUGGCCCAAGCCCAGGUGAUUUUUGAUGGUAUUCUGUUGAAAAAUUCGUUCUUGUGGAAUUUCAUGAUUAGGGGAUAUGCUUGUAAUGAAUGCUCAUUAAAGGCUCUUGUUUUGUACCGUGAAAUGCUUAGUUUUGGACAAAAGGCGGACAAUUUUACGUACCCUUUUGUUCUUAAGGCGUGCGGUGAUCUGUUGCUUGUGGAAACUGGGAGGAGAGUUCAUAGUGAGGUUGUGGUUAGCGGGUUGGAGUCAGAUAUUUAUGUGGCUAAUGCUCUUCUUGCAAUGUACUCGAAAUUUGGGGAUAUGGGAUUGGCGAGGAUGCUGUUUGAUAGAAUGCUUGAGAGAGAUUUAAUUUCUUGGAACACAAUGAUUUCUUGUUAUGUGAAGAAUAAUAAUCUGAGAAAGGCUUUAGAAGUUUUUGAGGAAAUGGGAAAGGCUGGAUUAAAAGCAGAUGGCACAACAUUGCUUGGAAUCCUCUCUGCUUGUGCUGAGUUGUUGGCCUUGAAGCUGGGGAAAGAAAUUCAUGCAUAUGUGGUUCGAAAGAGUGGUGAAAUACGUAAUGAGUUUUUGACAAAUUCUCUUAUUGAGAUGUAUUGUAAUAGCAAGUCUCUGGCUUAUUCAAGGCGAUUAUUUGAUGGGGUGAAAUUGAAAGAUACAGUGUCAUGGAACUCUAUGAUUAGAGGCUAUGAGCAGAAUGGAGAUGCUUUUGAAAGCUUAAGACUUUUCUGUCAAAUGGUUAUGGAAGGUGCAGAGGUUGAUGAGGUAACUAUUAUAACCAUACUGGGAGCUUGUGACCAGAUCAGUGCCUUGCAAUUUGGCAUGUCUGUUCAUUCAUGCCUCGUCAAGAAAGGCUUUGGUGCAAAUAUCAUUGUGGGAACUGCCCUUAUAGACAUGUAUUCUAAAUGUGGAAGUCUGUCUUGUUCAUGUCGUGUUUUUGAUGAAAUUCCCAGAAAAAACUUGGUUGCUUGGAGUGCUAUGAUUUCAGGAUAUGGGGCUCAUGGGAGAGGAGAAGAGGCUAUCUCCUGCUAUCAUGAACUGGUAGCAAACAAUUUUACUCCAGAUGAGGGGGUUCUUACUUCGGUUUUGUCAGCAUGUAGCCAUGCAGGCCUAGUCAACGAGGGGAAACAUAUUUUCAACAGAAUGACCAUAGAAUACAAUGUGAAGCCUGGGCUUGCUCACUAUUCAUGUCUGGUGGAUCUUCUGGGAAGAGCAGGGCAUGUGGAUGAAGCAUAUGAGCUCAUUAAGACCAUGGAAGUAAAACCUAGCAGUGAUAUAUGGGCUGCACUUCUUUCUGCUUGCAGGCUACACAAAAAUGUCAAGCUGGCAGAGGUUUCAGCACAAAAGGGACUGAAAAAAUCACCUGGCUGCAGCUUUGUGGAGGUAGAUAAGAUGGUUCAUAGGUUCUUAGUUGGAGAUAAGUCACACCCACAGACACAUGAUGUUUAUGCCAAGUUAAAAGAGUUGAAUCUGCGGCUCAUGGAGGCGGGAUACAAGCCUGACACCACUUCAGUGUUCUAUGAUGUUGAAGAAGAAGCAAAGGAGAAGAUGCUUUGGGAUCAUAGUGAGAGAUUGGCAAUUGCUUUUGCCCUUAUUAACACAGGACCAGGGACCACAAUCAGGAUUACCAAGAAUCUUCGUGUAUGUAAUGAUUGCCACACAGUAACGAAAAUGAUUUCUGAGCUUAUGAAUCGAGAGAUUAUAAUGCGAGAUAUCCAUAGGUUCCACCACUUUAGACAUGGAUUUUGCUCUUGUGGGGAUUAUUGGUGAAUAGUCUUUUGUCA